Theobroma umbraticum is the source of this 1265-nucleotide messenger RNA. Its product is annotated as glucuronoxylan 4-O-methyltransferase 3-like. Gene Ontology annotation, biological process: xylan biosynthetic process. The record is from RefSeq and is a predicted model, not a curated record. Lineage: Eukaryota; Viridiplantae; Streptophyta; Magnoliopsida; Malvales; Malvaceae.
GGUUUAUGACUUUAAGAAAAGCAACACAAAGUUCAUAAUUCCUUUGUCUCCUAGUCUCCUCCCCCAGGACCCCAACCAUAUCCUAAAGUAUAACUUGAGGAAGGGGCAGCAGCAUCGACAUCAUACCCCCGCUUCUCUCUGAUCUCUUUCUCUUUCCGUUUCCCUGGAAAAGGAAUUGAAGCAAGAACAAUGAGGUCUAAACCUCAGUCUGCCUUGAACACCAAGCUCAUCCUGAUCUGUGCUUUCUUUCUUCUUUUCCUCCUCCUGGUGGUUAUCACAAGCUCUACAUUUUCCAAACAACAACCAUCAUCACCCAUUUCAGAAGAAACCCACAUAUCAAACUCAACUACAGAUCCCAUUGAGGAGCCAAAACCAAGUGAAUCAAAGCCAGAACCUUGCCCAUUCACACCCCUGACGCCAACAUGCACGAAAGCCCCACCGUCUCUAGCCAAUGCUCUCGUCCACUAUGCAACCACCAACAUCACCCCACAACAGACCUUCAAGGAAAUCUCAGUCUCAGCAAGGGUUUUAGAGAAGAAAUCACCCUGCAACUUCUUGGUCUUCGGCUUAGGCCAUGACAGCCUCAUGUGGACAGCUCUUAACUACGGUGGGCGUACAGUUUUCCUGGAAGAAGACAAGGCAUGGAUCGAGCAGAUCAAGCAAAAGCUUCCCACUUUGGAAUCGUACCAUGUUGAGUAUGAUACCAAAGUUCACCAGGCAGAUGAUCUGAUGGAGACAGGAAUGAAAGAGGAGUGCAAAGUUGUGAGUGACCCUAGAUUUUCCAAGUGUCAGCUCGCUCUCAAAGGGUUUCCAAGUGACAUUUAUGACAUAGAGUGGGAUCUGAUCAUGGUGGAUGCCCCCACUGGGUUCCAUGAUGAAGCCCCUGGGAGAAUGAAUGCUAUCUACACCGCCGGGCUGAUGGCUAGGAACAGAGAAGAAGGAGAGACAGAUGUUUUUGUGCAUGAUGUGGAUAGAGUUGUGGAAGAUAAGUUCUCGAAAGCUUUUCUUUGUGAAGGAUACCUGAGGGAACAACAGGGGAGGUUGAGGCAUUUCACCAUUCCUAGUCACAGAGUUCGCUCUGGUAGACCCUUCUGUCCCUAGUCUAAUUUUGGAGAGCCCCAAGGAAUUGGAAAGGAUGCUUUCAUUGUUAUUAUCAAUUUUUUUUCCCUUUUUUCAAUUAAUCAGAUUUAUUCGAGAAAUUUUCAUUUUUAAUGACUUUUCUUUUUUGGGAUCUAUGUUUAUAAAAUUAUAGUAAAUUUGGUUAA